Hevea brasiliensis (rubber tree) is the source of this 735-nucleotide messenger RNA. RefSeq lists its product as uncharacterized. The record is from RefSeq and is a predicted model, not a curated record. The transcript has 3 exons. Gene Ontology annotation, molecular function: polysaccharide binding. NCBI's taxonomy places the organism in Eukaryota, Viridiplantae, Streptophyta, Magnoliopsida, Malpighiales, Euphorbiaceae. Bases 1 to 735 code for a protein of 244 amino acids.
AUGCAUUUUGCUGGAUAUGCAGCCCUUCUGUUUCUGGUGCUGAUUUACCAAGGUUGCUAUGCUAGAACAAGCAAAAACUGCACCACAUCUUGUGGCAACAUCGACAACAUUAGGUACCCUUUUCGAUUCAAAAACGAUCCUGAAAACUGCGGCCACAAAGAGUCUGAACUUGCUUUGGGGGAUGCCGGUUUCCAAAAGGAUAAUUGCUCCUCCAUCCCUCGCCAUUAUUUGAAUGUAUUCGAUAACGAGUCUUGGGCCAGUCCAUACAAGUGGGAUUUGCUUCGACAAGCACUACACUAUGAGGAGAAAUACUACCAGAGCUUAAUGUUCAUAAACUGUAAAGAUCCAGUACCGAUUUCUCCACUUUAUGUUGAUGCUUCUUCUUGCAUCAAUAAUUCUGGUUAUUGGUAUGUAAAGGUUGGGUAUACUAACGUAACGGAUUUGGUGGACUCGUGCCGAAUCGAGCAGAUGGUUGUGGCAUCUUUAAUGCCGAAAGAAGUGAAGAACAUUUCAUAUAUGGAUCUUCACCGUAUUAUGUCAUACGGAUUUGAGCUUUCAUGGGCUUUCGCUUGCUGCUUCAACUACCAGGAAAACCGCUGCAACCUACAGGAUGCCCGCGCCAUAAAUGGGUUUUGUACUCAAUUCAUCACUCUGCUUUAUAAUCUCCGCCAUGUACGACCGUACGGUAAGAAGCAUUCUACUUUCUUAAGUAGCGGAAGGAAUGAGAUGGGAUAG